UCCAUACCCUGAUUCUCUUCCAACAAUUCCAUUACGCCUCUCCGUUCGUUAAAAAUCGACACAAAAGGAGGAGAGGAUUUUUUGAGGCAAAAAUCAAUGGCAACUGAAGCACCGAUAGAGGCGACGGAGGUUCCGCCGGCGUCAGCGACGGAGACGGUGGCGAAGCAGCCACAUAAGCUAGAGAGGAGAUGGACAUUCUGGUUCGAUAAUCAAUCUAAGCCGAAACAAGGAGCCGCUUGGGGAAGUUCUCUUCGAAAAGCUUAUACUUUCGAAACUGUUGAGGAAUUCUGGAGUUUAUAUGAUCAGAUAUUCAAGCCCAGCAAGUUGACUGCUAAUGCGGACUUUCAUUUGUUCAAAGCUGGGAUUGAGCCCAAAUGGGAAGAUCCUGAGUGUGCUAGUGGUGGCAAGUGGACUGUUACGAGCAGCAGAAAGGCUAAUCUUGAGACUAUGUGGCUUGAAACUCUGAUGGCAUUGGUCGGUGAGCAGUUUGAUGAGUCAGAGGAGAUAUGUGGAGUGGUUGCCAGUGUACGUCGGAGUCAGGAUAAACUUUCCUUAUGGACUAAGACUGCCUCCAAUGAAGCAAUUCAGAUGAGCAUUGGUAGGAAGUGGAAGGAGAUCAUCGAUGCUGAAAAAAUAUCCUAUAGUUUCCAUGAUGACUCUAAAAGGGAAAGGUCAGCUAAGAGCCGAUAUACUGUGUGAAUUCCUUUAUCGUGUGGGAUUGACACCGGUCCCUAGGUUUCCAAUACUGAAAAUUGUACGAUUAGCACAGUUUUGCGCUUGUCUGCUGCAAAAUUUUUAUUUUCUUUUUAAAUUUAUUCGUACUUGAUAUGGAUCUUUGGAUGUAUUGUGUUAAAGAUUUUGUUUGGUUCUUUGUUACUUAUCUGGAGUCUGCCCCAUGUAUUAAUUUACCGAUGAGAGUUUUGCAGUUU
This is a messenger RNA of Nicotiana attenuata, 929 nucleotides long. RefSeq names its product eukaryotic translation initiation factor. Gene Ontology annotation, cellular component: cytoplasm; eukaryotic translation initiation factor 4F complex. The record is from RefSeq and is a predicted model, not a curated record. Gene Ontology annotation, biological process: translational initiation. The transcript is spliced from 5 exons. The coding region runs from base 97 to 699 and encodes 200 amino acids. Gene Ontology annotation, molecular function: translation initiation factor activity; RNA 7-methylguanosine cap binding. NCBI's taxonomy places the organism in Eukaryota, Viridiplantae, Streptophyta, Magnoliopsida, Solanales, Solanaceae.